This is a messenger RNA of Aethalodelphis obliquidens (Pacific white-sided dolphin), 3281 nucleotides long. It is a transcript of the gene CDK11B, whose product is annotated as cyclin dependent kinase 11B. Gene Ontology annotation, cellular component: nucleus. The record is from RefSeq and is a predicted model, not a curated record. The coding region runs from base 945 to 3026 and encodes 693 amino acids. Lineage: Eukaryota; Metazoa; Chordata; Mammalia; Artiodactyla; Delphinidae. Gene Ontology annotation, molecular function: ATP binding; protein serine/threonine kinase activity. Gene Ontology annotation, biological process: regulation of mitotic cell cycle; protein phosphorylation. The transcript has 18 exons.
UCUGAUGACCGGGAUUCCAAGCGGGAUUCCCUGGAGGAGGGGGAGCUGAGGGACCACCGCAUGGAGAUAACGAUAAGGAACUCGCCGUAUAGAAGAGAGGGCUCCAUGGAGGACAGGAAAAGCCUGAGCGUGUGUUCCUUUCUUUGUGAUCAUUCUGCAGUGAAGUGAACACCAUUCACGUGGUACAUGUAAAGAAUUCUGCUGUAUGUUUGUGAUGAUUUGUAUAAUUACUGUCUAAAAUUAUCUACAAAUAAACCAAAGUAGCUGCUGAAAGAUACUUGGAGCAAGGCCUUGAUACAGAAACGGUCCUACCGAGGUCUGUAUGUUCUGACGUUUCUUCCCGUGCUGUGCUUUCUCCUCACUUGUUUUCUUCUCAUGUCCAUCAUCAAGCAGUUAAAAACAACAUAACCAGAAAUUAAGGCAAAAAGGCAUAGGGUGUGAAUUCUUCCAAGAUUUUGGUUAUAUAAUCAGUUGAAAAUAUUGUUAAAUGACCUUUUGAGAUCAUUAAGUUUGAUUAAAAUUGUGGGACCUUUUUUAACAACUUUAUUAUGGUGUGAAUGACAAACUGCACAGAUUUCAGGUGUGUGGUUUGAUACGUUGUUAUAUACCUGUAAGCUCUCCCCACGACCAAGAUCAUGAAUACCCUAAAAGUUCCUCAGAGAGGCCUUUCUGUUCCAUGUUUCACAUUGAUUCCCCACUUAACACUUUCCAUCUGAAUCUGUAUUUAAUAUACAGUUUCGGCUUAGGUUUCAUAAUGAACAUCAUCUUUUAGCUGAUGGUUGAGGUUCACCUGUCUGUUCUGAACCCGUCAUCUCUCUGGGUUGAAGACACUCCACGAUACCCCGGUGCUCCUCACAUUACUUUCUCAGGCGUGAUGUAAUGCUGUGGUGUCUUAUUUCAGAGGAGAGGAAGAUGAUUCUUUGGCUAUCAAACCACCCCAGCAAAUGUCUCGGAAAGAAAAAGCUCAUCACAGGAAAGAUGAAAAGAGAAAAGAGAAACGUAGGCAUCGUAGUCAUUCCACAGAAGGGGGGAAGCAUGCCAGAGUGAAGGAGAAGGAGAGAGAGCACGAGCGCCGUAAACGGCACCGAGAAGAGCAGGAUAAGGCCCGGCGGGAGUGGGAGCGACAGAAGCGGAGGGAGCUGGCGCGGGAGCACUCCCGGAGGGAGAGGGACCGUCUCGAGCAGCUAGAAAGGAAGCGAGAACGGGAGCGCAAGAUGCGGGAGCAGCAGAAGGAGCAGAGGGAGCAGAAGGAGCGGGAGCGGCGGGCCGAGGAGCGACGCAAGGAGCGGGAGGCCCGGCGGGAAGUGUCUGCACAUCACCGGACAGCGAGAGAGGACUAUGGCGACAAGGUGAAACCCAGCCACUGGAGUCGGAGCCCACUCCGGCCGCCUCGAGAGAGGUUUGAGCUCGGGGACAGCCGGAAGCCAGUAAAAGAAGAGAAAGUGGAAGAGAGAGACCUGCUGUCCGACCUGCAGGACAUCAGCGGCAGCGAGAGGAGGACCAGCUCAGCGGAGUCCUCGUCAGCGGAGUCAGGGUCCGGUUCCGAGGAGGAGGAGGAAGAGGAAGAAGAGGAGGAGGAGGAGGAGGAGGAGGAGGGGAGCAGCAGCGAAGAGUCGGAGGGGGAGGAGGAGGAGGAGGAGGAGGAGACCGGAAGCAACUCCGAGGACGCAUCCGGACAGUCAGCCGAGGAAGUGAGUGAAGAAGAAAUGAGUGAAGAGGAGGAGCGAGAGAAUGAAAACCACGUCUUGGUUGUUCCAGAGUCACGAUUUGACCGCGAUUCUGGAGAGAGCGAAGAGGGGGAAGAGGAGGUGGGCGAGGGCACCCCCCAGAGCAGCGCCCUCACCGAGGGGGACUUCGUGCCCGACUCCCCAGCCCUGUCACCCAUCGAGCUCAAACAGGAGCUGCCCAAGUACCUGCCAGCCCUGCAGGGCUGUCGGAGUGUGGAGGAGUUCCAGUGCCUGAACAGGAUUGAAGAAGGCACUUACGGGGUGGUGUACAGAGCGAAGGACAAGAAAACAGAUGAAAUCGUGGCUCUGAAGCGGCUAAAGAUGGAGAAAGAGAAGGAAGGCUUCCCGAUCACAUCGCUGAGGGAGAUCAACACCAUCCUCAAGGCGCAGCAUCCCAACAUCGUCACCGUCAGGGAAAUCGUCGUGGGCAGCAACAUGGACAAGAUCUACAUCGUGAUGAACUACGUGGAGCACGACCUCAAGAGCCUCAUGGAGACCAUGAAGCAGCCCUUCCUGCCGGGAGAGGUGAAGACCCUAAUGAUCCAGCUGCUGCGUGGAGUGAAGCACCUGCACGACAACUGGAUCCUGCACCGAGACCUCAAGACGUCCAACCUGCUGCUGAGCCAUGCCGGCAUCCUCAAGGUGGGGGACUUCGGGCUGGCGCGGGAGUAUGGGUCCCCUCUGAAGGCCUACACCCCGGUGGUCGUGACCUUGUGGUACCGUGCCCCCGAGCUGCUGCUCGGCGCCAAGGAGUACUCCACGGCCGUGGACAUGUGGUCGGUGGGCUGCAUCUUUGGGGAGCUGCUGACUCAGAAGCCGCUGUUCCCUGGGAAGUCGGAAAUCGAUCAGAUCAACAAAGUGUUCAAGGACCUGGGGACCCCCAGUGAGAAAAUCUGGCCCGGCUACAAUGACCUCCCCGCAGUCAAGAAGAUGACCUUCACCGAGUACCCGUAUAACAACCUCCGCAAGCGCUUCGGGGCUCUGCUCUCAGACCAGGGCUUCGACCUCAUGAACAAGUUUCUGACCUACUUCCCUGGACGGAGGGUCAGCGCAGAGGAUGGCCUCAAGCACGAGUAUUUCCGCGAGACCCCCCUCCCCAUCGACCCCUCCAUGUUCCCCACAUGGCCCGCCAAGAGCGAACAGCAGAGGGUGAAGCGGGGCACCAGCCCCCGGCCCCCAGAGGGAGGCCUGGGCUACAGCCAGCUGGGUGACGACGACCUGAAGGAGACGGGCUUCCACCUCACAACCACGAACCAGGGGGCCUCGGCCGCGGGCCCAGGCUUCAGCCUCAAGUUCUGAGGCUCAGAGCUGACCCCGGACCCACCUUGGGGAGCGCCAACCGCUGAGGCCCAGCUGGGACAGCGGCAGACACUGGAGGCGACGUCUGGGUCCAGACCCCCGUCCUGCCCUGAUCAGGUGCCGCCACUGCCACGGGGCUGCCGUGGACGCGACCUCAAGCCUAGGACUGGCUGCUGGCCUCGUGGGGUUUUCCAUGUUUUCACUUUAUCUUGGUUUGUAAAUUUGUAGAAUUAAAUCACGUUUUCCUUGCCGUGG